AUGGCCUCGACGCUCGAUUCAUUCAUCGAGUCUCAUAAGCCUCCCAGUCUCCAGUCUUGGUCCGGAGAUGGCGACGGCCAUGACACACACUGCAAGUUUGACUUUGCGCACAUUCAUCUGGGCCUGACGCUGUCGCACCUCAUCGCCAACGACACAUACCACAUCACCAGCAUGACAGUCCAGGACGCCAACGGCGCCGUUCGCCGACGAGACCUGGAUCCCAUCCGUCAAGACACACGCGCCACCUUGUGCGCUCGCGCCCCGGCCCGCGCCACGGAGACGUACCUCGCCAUUAUGCAGGCCCUCGAGCGCAUCGCCGAGUUCGAGGACCCGGCCCCAGCCGCAGCGGCCGUCACCCCGAAAAAGGACACCACCACCAGCCGCGGCUGGGACGCCGCGCGCAUCGACAGCUGGGACGAGGUCAUCGCCAAUCCGUACGGACUCGACGUGUCCACCAUCAAGGACACAGCACACGAACUGCUCGGGCGCACGCCCGAGCAGCUCGUCGCCGGCAUCUCGGACGAGUUUCGCAUCGUGCACAUGGAGUCGGUCGUGCGGCCAGAUCUGCUCCAGCGGUUCCUGCGCUACCAGAGCUCCUUGCAAGAAACGCUACUCAGCAGCAGCAGCGACAGCCGGCAGAACCUGCACAAGCGCAUGCCCCCAGGCAGCGACCGGCGCGCCGCGCGGCGCGAGGACCUCGUCGCAGAGAUGAUCCGGCCCAGGGUCACAUUUCACGGCACGCCCGUCACGUCGGUGGCGUCCAUCAUCCGUCACGGCUUCGUCAAGCCCGGGCGCGUCGUCGACGGCAGAGUCGUCGCCUCGCCUCGGUCCGGCAUCGCGUUUGACCGCGGCGUCUACUCCUCGCCCUCGCCGGGCUACGCGCUGUCCUACGCCUCGCCGGGCCACGGCCUCGGGCCGCAGUCCACGGCGACGCCGCUCGGCAGGCUGCCCAGCCUGCGGCUCGUCGUGUGCGCGACCGUCAUGGGCCGCACCUACACCCCGGGCGAGCCGUGGUGGCGGCAGGACCGGGCCAGGCCGGGGCCAGACGUCCACGGGCCGCUGGCGGAGGGCUUCGACGCGCACUUUGACGGCGGCUACGAGUACAUUGCGCACCACGAGGCCGCCAUGCUGCCCUGCUACGUCAUACACCUGGACCUGGGCAGCGAGGCCGCGCGCAGGGCCGUCGGGCUCGCGCAGACGGACCCCGCGGCGUACCAGCGCCAGGUGCGCGCGGCGCGCGAGCGCAGACUGCACCCCAGGCUGGUCGCGGACGCGGCGGCGCUGGCGCCGGGCGAGAAGAAGCGCGCGGCCGAGGCCCGCAAGGCCGCGGCGACCAAGUGGUUCCCAUACGGGUACGGCACGGCGCGGGGGACGCAGUUCGUGGUGGAGGAGGUUGGCGAGGUUUCCGAUGACGAGGAGGACUAUGGCGAGUGGCAAGAGGACAAGCAUGCGUACCUGUCCGAGGACAAGGAGGGCAGUUGGCUGGAGGAGCAAGGGCCGGAAACAUAUGCCAUCUUUGCAGAGGACGGUGAGACAGGUGAGAAGCGUCUAUUUCUGGAUGGAUAUCAGAAGGAGCGAUCUUAG
This is a messenger RNA of Akanthomyces muscarius, 1584 nucleotides long. RefSeq lists its product as uncharacterized. The coding region runs from base 1 to 1584 and encodes 527 amino acids. Lineage: Eukaryota; Fungi; Ascomycota; Sordariomycetes; Hypocreales; Cordycipitaceae. The record is from RefSeq and is a predicted model, not a curated record. The transcript has a single exon.